GGCGGCGGCGGCGGCAGCGGCAUGGCAGCGCGGCGGGCGUGAGCCAGCGCCGAUCCCGGCCUCGGUACCGGAACCUGGCCCGCAGGCUGCUGCGACUGACAUGGAUUUUUUCUUCAUCUGCCCCUUUCUGCUGGUGCUGCUGGUGUCCCGGGGUAGCUUUGCAGACCUGGAGAAACAGAGGGUGGACUCUGGUCUGGAAAUCUAUAAGAAGCUGUUUGAGGUGAAGCGCAAGGACCAGAUGAAUGCACUGAAGAACCUGAUUGAGCUCAAUGACGUCAACCAGCAGUACAAAAUCAUCGACAUCAUGCUCAAGGGACUCUUCAAAGUGCUGGAGGACUCCCGGGCCGUGCUCAUUGCUGCAGACGUGCCUCCUGACGGGCCUUUCCCUCAGGAUGAGAAGAUAAAGGAUGCGUACUCCCACGUGGUGGAGAACACUGCCUUCUUCGGGGACGUCGUCCUGCGCUUCCCCAAGAUCGUCCACCACUACUUCGACCGCAACUCCAACUGGAACAGCCUCAUCCGCUGGGGCAUCAGCUUCUGCAACCUGACAGGCGUGUUUGAGCAGGGACCCCACUCCCAAGUCCUGGGGCUGAUGGCUCAGGAGCUGGGAAUCAGUGAGAAAUCACCUGAUUACCGCAAUCCCUUUAAAACAGACCACUCUGAGUUCUUCCCCAGUGCUGACACCUUCCAGAAGGCGCUGCGGGAGGAGGAGAAGCGGCGAAAGAAGGAGGAGAAACGGAAGGAGAUCCGCAAGGGGCCGCGCAUCUCCCGCUCGCAGUCGGAGCUGUAGCCUGCGGGGGCUUGCGCCUGGCGGCCGGGGUGGCGCCACGGUGACACGGAGCAGCUCCCUGCCUCCCGGCGCCCGCGGGCCGGUGCCAAGUGGUGAUCCCCUUUCCGUUCGUGCCGUGGGUUUUGUUUUGUUGCCUUUCCCUUUCGUUUGGUGGGGGCCACCUUGCAGUGCUGGUAGGUUGCCCCAACGGGACUGGGGGAGCUGAAGGGGUGUGCCCCUUGCCCAGAGCCAAAGCACAGAGGGGAAGGCAGCAGGGCUGUCCCCUGGGUUGGUUUGGGUUCUGCCACCCAUGGGGAGGUAGGGUGAAGGGGACAUGCUAUGGCUGAGCCCCAUGGGGAGCCCGGAGAGCCCUCCACAGCACAGGGCGCCCCGUGCUGAAUGUGCCUCCUCCAUCGCAGGUGGAGUGCAUCAUGCCAAACAGCCUCAUGAGCAAUGCUGCUUCUCUCAAAUUUGGUCGUUUUUUUCCUUUUUUUUUGAGCUGAUGAUCUCAUUGCCCACCCCCAUCCCCUCAACCCAGUUAUACCUGGUCUCUGCCCAGCUGCUACCUCUGCCAGACCAGUUCUUCCCUCUUUCCAGCAGCUGUUUUACCAAGCAACCUGCAGUUCACUGGUCAGCCAUAGCUGAAAAGACAAAAUGGUGCCAUUUCCCUGCCUGAUGACAUACUGCUCUCCUGGGUGGGUACCAUAGGGCAUCCCUGCAAGUGUGGUGAAUAUUUGGGAAUGAGGGAUUUGAGCUCUUGCCCCUCAUUACAGCCAAUGUGUGCCUGUAGUACAAGCACCGCUGAUGCUGAAGGUGCUGGGGACCCAGCCUGAAGCCCUGUGUGCCAGCCUCGUGCUCUGGUCACACCAUCCUGUCCCCCGUCCCUCUGCUGGGGGGCUGAUACUCUCUAAUUUAGUUCCCCAAAUUCCUUUCUCAGGACAGACAGCUAAAGGCACAUGGGGACAGGGAGCCAGUCAGGGGGCUGUAACCCUUUGUGGGAGCGUCUGGGCUGCAGCGGGAGCAAAGUUGUCCCCAGGACCCUCCUGUUCUUGUGACUGCUGAUGAGGGCCAUGCAGAAGAACCAUCCCCACACAGAGGUGCUGUGGGCCAGGCUGUGGGCACCGAGGCCUUUGGGAAAGGGGAAAUGUCCUGAACAUUUAACCGCAGAGCCGGGUCCCUCUGGCGGGGGAGGUGGUGAUGGGUGCGUUUUGUUUUUCU
Dryobates pubescens (Downy woodpecker) is the source of this 1987-nucleotide messenger RNA. RefSeq names its product coiled-coil domain containing 134 (gene CCDC134). The transcript is spliced from 7 exons. NCBI's taxonomy places the organism in Eukaryota, Metazoa, Chordata, Aves, Piciformes, Picidae. The record is from RefSeq and is a predicted model, not a curated record. Bases 101 to 790 code for a protein of 229 amino acids.